Ostreococcus lucimarinus CCE9901 is the source of this 180-nucleotide messenger RNA. RefSeq lists its product with no specific name. The transcript has a single exon. The record is from RefSeq and is a predicted model, not a curated record. NCBI's taxonomy places the organism in Eukaryota, Viridiplantae, Chlorophyta, Mamiellophyceae, Mamiellales, Bathycoccaceae. The coding region runs from base 1 to 180 and encodes 59 amino acids.
AUGGCGCAGGCCAAGACGGAUGCCGAUUGGGCCGCCAUCGAAAAAGACGUCCCCGGCGCGCGCGCGAUGCACGCCGCGGCGCAGAGAACGACCCAGGCGCAGAGCACGACCAAGACCGAUCCCAUGGACCAGCUCUGCGCCGACGAUCCGGGCGCGAUCGAGUGCAAGGCGUUCGAUUGA